This is a messenger RNA of Diorhabda sublineata, 1081 nucleotides long. RefSeq lists its product as uncharacterized. NCBI's taxonomy places the organism in Eukaryota, Metazoa, Arthropoda, Insecta, Coleoptera, Chrysomelidae. The record is from RefSeq and is a predicted model, not a curated record. The coding region runs from base 155 to 661 and encodes 168 amino acids. The transcript has 3 exons.
UCUCCUUUGUCCGAAUAAUAAACUUUAUCUCCGCACACACACUUGUUUUUAUCAAAAAUCACGAUACCAAAAGUACUGAUUACAGAUAAAUCGCACUUUUGGAAAAACAUCUGACAUGUAAUCCCAAAUAUUUUUGAGUGUUUGACGUAUAAUAAUGGAAAAACAGUUUUUUCCCUAUCCUUCGACUCGUCACCCUUCACCUCCAAUAUCUAGUAACGAGGGAGAUCGAACAAAUGGAUUUUCUGCAGUCGCAGGGGUCGGUGUAUUUUGUCUUAUCAUUUCAAUUUGCAUUCGGUUGUGUGCUGCAAUAAGAGCAUGUGAAAGGAUGAAGAUGGAACGUCGCAGACGACGAAUAGUGGUUGUUGCGGGCAGAACGACACCCGAAGAAAGACUGGCUCAUCGACACGAUCCACGAGAUGGAAGUUCAGAUGCGUAUAUAAAUUCAACGUUCAUCGAAGAUUUGGAAUCUACUGAUAGGGACGUGGGGAUAUUUCCGAGCGCGCCACCUCCUUACGCACCUCUGGAAGCACCUCCUAAAUACGAAGAUAUAAUAAAAGAAGAAGAAAAUAACAUGAGAAGCGUGUCAGUUCAGACUAGAAUUAACGUUCAUACGCCGACUACACCCGCUCAACCUCCACCCCCUUAUACAAUUUCGACAUAAUUAUUUUUUAUUCAAUCGUGACUAAAAAAAAACUUUAAUUUGUUUGAAAACUUCUAUUUUUAGUGCAUUUGUUGUAUCAAAUUUAGAUAAUUUUUGUUCUACGAUGUUUAAUAAUUGACAACAAUCAGUUUAACACGUCGACUGCCGCACUAUGUUUCAAAUUGUUUUAUAAAUAAUUGUUUAUCUAUUCAAAUUUGUGUCGUAACGACUCUAAUCGACAUUUUAUUAAAUAAAUUCGAUAACAGACCGGAAAAUUUUCAUUUUUCUUAUACAGAAAAUAACAGAAGAAGAAAUAUUACCGCUACGUAUCAAAUCCUUUCGUGUCUUACGCAUUUUCGUUAGAUAUAAAUCAAUUUUUUUAAAAAAUAAUAAUCAUUAUGUCAAGAACGUUUUAUUAAAUAAAUAUUUUUCAAUUAAAAA